Messenger RNA from Saccostrea cuccullata (small rock oyster), 597 nucleotides. RefSeq lists its product as uncharacterized. The coding region runs from base 1 to 597 and encodes 198 amino acids. The record is from RefSeq and is a predicted model, not a curated record. The transcript has a single exon. Lineage: Eukaryota; Metazoa; Mollusca; Bivalvia; Ostreida; Ostreidae.
AUGGUAACACAGCUUCCUCCGACAAACGAGAUAGAUACUGAAUACAUUGUACCACCUUUUUAUAACAAUGACGGGACAUUAAUUCAAGUACUUUGUGAGAAUAGUAGUUCCAUUAACUCCAGUGUCGGUAACAGUGUUUCAAACUUUCUUUUAAAUGAAAAAGGAUACAAGAACAUUGAAGUUACUUCAAAUAUGACAACAGUUAUAGAAUCAGAUCAGCCUGUGCUUGUUACUGCUUUCGGAAUGGGUUCUAAAUCCAAUCGUUAUCAUCCGUACAUGACGGUCGUACCAGGAAUUCAUCAGUAUCUCGAUUACUAUAAGAUUAUUGUACCAGAAGGAUAUCAGGAAAAUUUUAUUUGCGUGAUUGUUCAAUCACAAUCACUGAACAAUCUACGGAUUAACGGAUUUUCAGCUUCUCAUUACACCUCUGUGUACCAGGCCGCAGUGACCCUAACUAAACAUUUCAGUAUUCGUAUCUUUAAAAUCCAAAGUGGAACAUUUGUUUUGUCAACAACCGAUGCUUCACAGUUUGGACUUAUUGUUAAUGGUCAUCGAAUCAAUGACGGUUACGGUUUUGCCGGAAAUUUUGUUCAUUGA